GUAGAGAGUAGUCAGAUAGCAGAUGCACACACACACAUCUAGCUAGCCCGAGUGAAACGAGCGAUGGCGGCGCGCGAGCUCUACUGGUGGCCAUGGGCGACGCUCGCCGCCGUCUCCCUCCUCCUCUACUACCUGAUGACCAACCGCCGCCGCCGCUGGGGCUCGCGCUCCGGACGGCGCCGCCCGCCGGGCCCCAGGCCUCUGCCGCUCAUCGGCAACCUCCUGGACCUGCGCGAGGGCAACCUCCACCACACGCUAGCGCGCCUGGCCCGCGCGCACGGCGCCCCCGUCAUGCGCCUCGACCUGGGCCUCGUCCCGGCCGUGGUCAUCUCCUCCCGCGACGCCGCCCGGGAGGCCUUCACGGCGCACGACCGGCGCCUCGCGGCGCGCGCCGUCCCGGACGGCAAGCGCGCCCUCAACUUCUGCGACCGGUCCAUGAUCUGGCUCCCGAGCUCCGACCCGCUCUGGCGGACCCUGCGCGGCGUCGUGGCCUCGCACGUCUUUUCGCCGCGCAGCCUCGCCGCGACGCGCGCCGUCCGGGAGCGCAAGGUGCGGGACCUGGUGGCGUACCUCCGCGGACGCGCCGGGAUGGAGGUGGACGUCAAGGAGGCGGUGUACGGCGGCGUCAUCAACCUCGUGUCGAGCUCGCUCUUCUCCGUCGACGUCGUCGACGUGGGCGCCGCGUCGGCGCAUGCGUUGCAGGAGCUCGUGGAGGAGCUCAUCGAGUGCAUCGCCAAGCCUAACGUGUCCGACUUCUUCCCCUUCCUCCGGCCGCUCGACCUCCAGGGAUGGCGGCGGUGGGUGGCCGGGCACCUCAGUAAGAUUUUCCAGGUCUUGGACGACAUCAUCGACCGCCGGUUGGCCGUGGCGGCUUCCGCCUCCACGUCCAAGGGCGACGACCGGCACGGCGACUUCCUCGAUGUCCUCGUGGAGCUCAAGUCCAGGGGCAAGAUCACUCGCGACAACCUAACUUUGGUCCUGUUCGACGUGUUCACCGCCGGCAGCGACACCAUGGCGCUCACCGUGGAGUGGGCGAUGGCGGAGCUCCUCCGCAACCCGGGCAUCAUGGCCAAGGUACGCGCCGAGAUCAAGGGCGCCGUCGGCGGCAAGAAGGAAGGAGCCGUCGACGAGGACGACGUGGCGAGCCUGCCGUACCUGCAGGCCGUCGUGAAGGAGGCCAUGCGGCUCCACCCGGUGGCGCCCGUGAUGCUGCCGCACAUGGCCGUGGAGGACGGCGUCGAGAUCGGCGGCUACGCGGUGCCCAGGGGGUGUACGGUCAUCUUCAACACGUGGGCCAUCAUGCGCGACCCGGCGGCGUGGGAGAGGCCCGACGAGUUCGUGCCGGAGAGGUUCCUGAGCAGGGAGCUGGACAGUCUAGGGAAACAGUUCGAGUUCAUCCCGUUCGGCUCCGGCCGCCGGCUCUGCCCCGGCGUGCCCAUGGCGGAGCGGGUCGUGCCACUUAUACUAGCGUCGCUGGUGCACGCGUUCGAGUGGCAGCUGCCGGACGGCAUGUCGGCGGAGCAGGUGGACGUGAGCGAGAAGUUCACAACCGCCAAUGUUUUGGCCUUCCCUCUUAAAGUCGUGCCUGUGAUAGUGUGAACAUCCUCGCAAUCAUUUCCAAAGGCAGUCGUAAAUCGAUUAACAAGAAAAAUGGUGGUCUCCAAGAUUUAUACAAUGAUCAUGUCAUAUGUUCUCAAAUUCGAUGAUGCACGCCGCAUCUAAUAAAAUAUUUAUUUCUAUCUUUGGAGAA
Sorghum bicolor (sorghum) is the source of this 1750-nucleotide messenger RNA. Its product is annotated as cytochrome P450 76M5. The record is from RefSeq and is a predicted model, not a curated record. Gene Ontology annotation, molecular function: heme binding; iron ion binding; oxidoreductase activity, acting on paired donors, with incorporation or reduction of molecular oxygen. Bases 64 to 1599 code for a protein of 511 amino acids. Lineage: Eukaryota; Viridiplantae; Streptophyta; Magnoliopsida; Poales; Poaceae. The transcript has a single exon.